AAAAAUAUAAAUUUAUCUCAAACAAAAUAUGCUUUUUAAUUUAUCAUAUGAUUAAAUUUGAUCAAUCAAUUUACUUUCAGACUUCGUUUGUUCGAGAACGCUGGGGAAUCUCCGAUGCAGACAACUUCCGGUGACAUUUGGGACGAGAUCGAGGCUGUAAUAACGCCGUAUAGAAAGGAUAAACUAGAAGAUGAUUCAGGAGCAGAGUUUUCGAUAAAGAUUCCUUCCCGUUUCACCAAUACACACCAAUCCGCUGACGCUAGAAGAAGCUUGUUUUCUGGUAAACGACUUGCAGACGAUAAUCAUGAAGUAGAAUCUUCUGCAACGAAGAAAUCAAAGAAAGGAGACGUUUAUUUGGAUUCCAACAACAUCAUCGAAGCUGUUGAGCGUUUAGAAUCCCGUGAACUUGUCGCAGACGGGAGUCGUUGUUACACAUUACCCACAAUUCCCGGAAAACAUGGUGACCUCAAAUCCAUCUCUUCGGAAACAAUGGCGGACGUUGUGCAGGGGAAAUAUACCGAUCAAUUAGGGAACGUUACUGUUGUCGACUGUCGAUAUCCAUACGAAUUUGAGGGAGGUCAUAUCCGCGGGGCUGUGAACCUCUAUACAAAAGACGCUGUAAACACAUUGCUUCAAGAAACACCGACGUCGGAGAAGCCACGUGUACUGAUCUUUCACUGUGAAUUCUCGUCAGAGAGGGGUCCAAAAAUGUAAGUUAUUCGUCUUUGAUUUUACUCUAUAAAACUAAAAAUUUGACAUUGUUGCACUAAAUCCUAAAUUAAUCCUAAUUCUUUA
Messenger RNA from Ruditapes philippinarum (Manila clam), 795 nucleotides. RefSeq names its product M-phase inducer phosphatase-like. Gene Ontology annotation, molecular function: protein tyrosine phosphatase activity. Gene Ontology annotation, biological process: protein dephosphorylation; positive regulation of G2/MI transition of meiotic cell cycle; G2/M transition of mitotic cell cycle. The coding region runs from base 115 to 714 and encodes 199 amino acids. Gene Ontology annotation, cellular component: nucleus; cytoplasm. NCBI's taxonomy places the organism in Eukaryota, Metazoa, Mollusca, Bivalvia, Venerida, Veneridae. The transcript has 3 exons. The record is from RefSeq and is a predicted model, not a curated record.